Messenger RNA from Aspergillus fumigatus Af293, 204 nucleotides. RefSeq lists its product as uncharacterized. NCBI's taxonomy places the organism in Eukaryota, Fungi, Ascomycota, Eurotiomycetes, Eurotiales, Aspergillaceae. The transcript has a single exon. Bases 1 to 204 code for a protein of 67 amino acids. The record is from RefSeq and is a predicted model, not a curated record.
AUGAGCGCCAUCGAGCCGAUCGGUCAUGAUGUUGAUGAGGACCCAUCGAAACCCCGUGCUCAAGCCUUGUCGGUCGCUGUCACGAACAAACAACUGCCCAAACAGCUCAUCACAAACUCACGCCUUCAGACCACCUCCAGCACUAUCAACUCUUCUAAUUCCAGGGCCGCUGAGCAACAAUGUGCUGCUCACAAGUUCCUGUGA